Candoia aspera is the source of this 1878-nucleotide messenger RNA. It is a transcript of the gene MTFR2, whose product is annotated as mitochondrial fission regulator 2. Lineage: Eukaryota; Metazoa; Chordata; Lepidosauria; Squamata; Candoiidae. Gene Ontology annotation, cellular component: mitochondrion. Gene Ontology annotation, biological process: mitochondrial fission; aerobic respiration. Bases 180 to 1376 code for a protein of 398 amino acids. The transcript has 8 exons. The record is from RefSeq and is a predicted model, not a curated record.
CUUAUUGAUGCUGCUUUUGCAUUAUGUUUAUAAAUUGGGUAAUGGCAUGAAACUAAGUGUAUAGGUUAAUCUAAAAUGCAUGUUUUUCUUUGCAGCUAAAGUAAAUGGUUACUGAACUCUUCUGGCAUGCUCAACAUUUUUAAUUUGUGUCUGUCUUACUAUGUUACAUUGUUCUUUAAAUGUCUCUACUACUGAAUCUCUUACGGCAAUUGCUGGAAUAUUAUGGUGUGGUCCCAGAACUGCUCUUGCAAAGGUGUAAAUUGUGUCUUAAUGGCCUUGUAUGUAUGAUUGGAUCUCAUCUUUCUUCGAAUACCUUUUCAAGAACAUGCUUCCAAGAAUUAUUGAUCAUUUCCAGGAAUUGUUUGAUAUCCUGGGUUUCAGAAGGAAAACGAUAUGGACCUACCCGAAGUUUUGUUCGUAGAUUGGGAGUGUGUCUUUCAUUAGUUCCUUUUUCAAGACCUCACUUUCAGUUGGUCCAACAAAGUCUGAAACCUUUAGAUGAACAAAACAGCACGGUUAAUUCUGUUCAACCAUCUCUUGCCGAUGCUGUGUGGAUGGUAGAUGAUGACAGAAAUCCAUGCACUAAAUUCAGAUUUGAGGAGUGGAGGGGGUUUGUGACUCCAUCUAUACUUCCUGCACCAAUUUCUUCAAAAGAAAGAAGUGAAAAAACAACCAUUGUGGAUGAAGAUGCAUUCCAAAAAAUUUACGUUCUUGAAAAUGAAUUAGCACAUCUUCGUAGACAGAUUGCUGCAAUUUUGGCAGUGGAUAAGGCAGUAAAUGAUCAGUCCUGUUCAGAUACUGGGACUUCAUCAAACACUUCUAAUGGUUUCUCACAGCCAGGAAUGCUUUCUACAUCAGCUCCUACUUCUCUUUGUAACAUAGGCAUACCUCCACCUCCACCACUGCCACCUUCAUUUGUAUUAAAAUCUGAUUUUGGUUCCUGUAAUUCAGCAGUUGAGCUUAUUAAACAACGUCGGGCUAUAAAGACUGAAAAGAUUAAAGAUAAUGCUGAAUGGCAGAAGGUUAAAAUUAUUCCUGAUAUGAUGGAUGUUCUCAAGGAUAUAAAUAAUGUCAAACUCAGAGCUAUUGAGAAAUCACCUGGAGGUACACCUCUACCCAAAAGAAAGAAAAUAAAACAAUCUCAGUGGGAUCCAGCAGCUUUAAUAGCAGAAGCUCUUAAGGAGAAAUUUGCAUCUCAAAGCAGUUGUGAUGAUUCGUUUGAUAAAGAGAACAGUUCUUAUGGUGCUUCGCCAUUUUCUAGUCCAGAUACCCCACUGGUUGGCUGUCGCAUUUUGAAGCCAAGCAUGAAGCAGAAACUUAACCGAGCUGAGAAACUAAUAAAUGUAUCAUCUUCAAAAGCAAAAGUUCAUAUGUAGCCAUGAUGUUGAUCUUGUGGGAAAAAGUUGUACCAGCUGUGACUGUUAGGACUACUUUUCUUUGAUUGCAUAGAUUUAGUAUGUACAAGGACUUAUAAAUCUAAUUGUUCUGAAUUAAGUGUUUUAGCGCUCAAGAUUGUUGACAUGGAAUUUUCUUUUGCUGAAUAUUUUAUCAGCUAUACAUUUCCACAGUUUUUUAUAUCAGUUUUAUGACAUUGGCUGCAAAAUGUUAGAUGAGUAAAUGUGUAAAAAGAUAGCAAUAUGGAAACUAAAUAUAAAUAGAGGGAAAAGUUACAUUUUCACCUAGUUUAAACAGAAAUACUAUAUUGUUCAUAAUUGGGACCAUCCUAAAAAGAAUGCCAUUAUUUCCUUGAUUUAUGGGAACAAUCUUUUUAAGUUUUCAUAACUGAUGCUAGUAGCAUUUGCUUCCUCUUGUGUACAGGAUGUGAACUCUGAGAAUAUAGUGGAAGAUUACGAAGAAACAGUGGGAACUAUGUUGAUA